GUUCUGCAUUGCCACCAUACACACAACAUUGCGCCAACAGCCACUUAUCAUAUCAAAUUUUCGGGAAAUGUCGUCUACCGGAGCUAGUUUCGCUCAUGUGUAUGUGCAGCAAAAGCGCCAACGGGAGAAAAUGAAAAGAAUGGAAGAGGAAAGAGGAAGAAGCGGGAACGAUGGAGCGGGUGGUGCUGAAGAGAAAAAUGUUGGUAAUGGUAAAGGUGGCAAGAGCAAGAAGAUCCACCCAGAUGGUGGCUCUGUGUCAUCAGAUUCUGCUCGAAGAUUUGCCGAGGCCAAGGACUCCAUGGCUUAA
Molecule: messenger RNA, 307 nt
Organism: Ilex paraguariensis (yerba mate)
Lineage: Eukaryota; Viridiplantae; Streptophyta; Magnoliopsida; Aquifoliales; Aquifoliaceae
Source: the annotation of a GenBank genome assembly